Volvox carteri f. nagariensis is the source of this 2583-nucleotide messenger RNA. RefSeq lists its product as uncharacterized. The coding region runs from base 1 to 2583 and encodes 860 amino acids. The transcript has 11 exons. Lineage: Eukaryota; Viridiplantae; Chlorophyta; Chlorophyceae; Chlamydomonadales; Volvocaceae. The record is from RefSeq and is a predicted model, not a curated record. Gene Ontology annotation, molecular function: protein binding.
AUGACAUUAAAUAUCGCAAGCAUACAAAUAGAAAACGCUGGGCUGCCAGAUGAGCACAGGCGGCCACCACGGUGCUGGGAAGGGGAAGAGUCCGAGGACUUCACCUUGCCCCAGCCAUUACACAUGUUCCAGGCCAGUGUAGAGCUCGAUGGGGGCGACGAAACAUGCCAUGCUAAGGUUAAACCGGCUGUCACGGAGGACACAGAUCACGUUGACCAGCGGGUCAGCGACGGCCUGGCGCGACGUCAUGACACGGCGCCCGCUAUGAAUAGCUUCGCUUCAGCCAGAAAGCAUGUGACAAUUUCCUCGUCUAGUUGUAAUCAGGCCUUGAGCUGUACGCACGUGGGAGGCAGCGGCAACCGCGGCGUCACGCCUUUUAGCCCAGAGCCCGCCGAGUUGGCUGCUGCAAACACCCCAGCCGCUACGGGCUCCCAGGCCGCGGUGGACAACAGUACGUCUCCGGUGACCACUCGCGGAGAUUCUAUUCCAGCGGAGGUUCUACUUUUGGUACUGAGCGGCCUGCGCGACGUGGGCGACUGCGUGCGCGCUGCGCUGGUGUGCCGGCACUGGCUGUCAGUGGUAACCCUCAGCCGGGCCCCGCACGCGGGCUCUCCGGUGCUGCGGCCGCCGCCGGGCUGCGACCACCCGCACAGCAAGAUGCUGUCGUACAAGACCACGUGUGCACUAACGCAGGUGGCGGUUCGGUUCAUGGUGCUCCGAAAGGGCUUCGAAUACGUAGUGGAGGCGGCGGCGUCCCUGUGGCUCGCUGCCUGCAGAGCGGCCGUUGAUUCUGGAGGCCGCCAGGGCCAGCAACACCACCACAACACCAACCACAAGCACCACCAGCAGGGCCCAAUGCCGCCACCUCCACCACCUCCACCACCGCAGCAGCAGCAGCUGCAGCUGCCAAAGCACCAGGCGCCAGGACUGCACCAGGGCCCCAGCCUGCAGGCCGCACCACUGUCCCAGGCAGUCGUCGGCUCUAGAAGCAGCCAUGUCACUUGUAGUGCCGGAGCUGCAACUCUCCAUACGCCGGCGGAGUUAUCAAGUGUGGUCCUGGACAUUGCGGCGGGCAGUGCUGGUGCGGUUGGCUGGCAACAGCCUGAGCAGGAGCAGCGGCAGGAUGAGGGUUGCACAGGUUGCGGAGUUGGGCGGGGCAGUGACAGCAGGAUGGGGGAGAAGCUGCAGCAGGGCAAGGGCUCCCGUGUCACGGAGGAGGUGGGUAUUAGCAGCAGUCCAUCAGGGGCCUGCGAAGUCGCCAGCAGCGGCAGCGGCAGCGUUGCGGCUUCUCCUCCCGCGGUGUUAGGGGAUGGGUGGCGAGGGGGAAGGGGUCGCAUUACACAUGUGGACCAGCUGUGGGAGACAUGCGGCAGGAACCGGUCAGCACUGCAGGUGGACGAGCGCUUCAACGCGGUGCGCGUGCAGCAGAUGGUGGGCAAGCUGUGCUGCUCCGGCGGCGCCCUGUGGUUGUCCUUGUACGAAGGCGUGGCGGCGGUGAUGGCCUCCCGCUGUGACCAGAUACGGGACCACCUGACCACGGAGGCGGCGGCAGCGACGUGCUCGUCGACGUCCGCCGAUUUGGCCAAAGGUCAAGGCGCCAAGCGGCGGCGUGGACUUUCCCUUCGGGACCCCAGCAGCAGCAGCAGCAGCGGCGACGGCGGCGGCGGCGGCGGGCAGCCUGUUCUUCGUGGAGACAUGGUGUACGGCGGCAGUAGCUAUGCAGACCGGUUCGCAGAGCUGUUAAGGAGGGGCGACACGCGCGGCGCGCUGGCGUUGGGGGCAUCGCAUCGCGCCGCUGGUGGGAGCAGUGGCCUCGAGAGAGGGGGUGGUGAUGGCGGCGGCACAGGCGGUGAAGGUGGCGGAGGCGGUGUUGUACAGUGGGAGCUGGAUGAGCCGGAGAUGCGGGAAGUGGUACUGAUGGUGGAGGCGGUUUCGGAGCCACCUGCCAUUGUGGCGGAGGGAUUGCUGCUAUGGCGGCGGCUGCUGAGCUCCUGGCCAGUGUACCGGCGGUGGCUGGAGGUCUGGGUGGUGUGGUGCGGCCCUCUGGGUGCGCGUGUGGAGGCGGAGCGGCAGCUGGCGGGUGCCGCGGAGGUACAGAGGGAGGCCCCUCUGGCCCCUCCGCACCUCACCAACAAGGGGCUGCUGCUGUUCCGGAGCCAGGUGCUGCUUGCCUACCCGCUUCGGAGGCCCCUGCAAGCCGCGGCGCUGUGGCUGUCAGCGAGGGCGGACCAGGGGGAGGAGGAGGGGAGCGUGCGCGCUGCGGGCGGAAGCAGCGGCCGCCUGGGGGGAAGCGGUUUCACAGGUAGCCGCGGCGGUGGCAGUGGCGGUGCAUCCGCUGUGUGUGGAAGUCAUGGUGCGGAUGGACCGGGCUUGAGUGAGGAGCACGGGCAGCUCCUGACGGCGAUACGCAAGCCGCCCCAGCUGCACACGCGACAAAAGCUGCAGCGCUGCUUCGGCAGCUUGCUCCUGAGGCCCGUGUCGGGGGUCACCAGGGCCCUGCAGCUGGCGCAGCGCCUGCAGGGGCUUAGGGAAGCAGCAGCCGCUGGUGGCGGUGGCAGCGGGGCCGGCGGCGGGAGCUGGUGA